AUGGGACAUAACAGUAGUCACCAGAACAGAGGCAACUCAUACAGAGGUAACAAGUACAGAUAUAUCAAAUACAAAGGUAACAAAUACAGUAGUGACAAAUACAGUGGUAACAAAUACAGUAGUGACAAAUACAGAGGUAACAAAUACAGUGGUGACAAAUACAGUAGUGACAAAUACAGAGGUAACAAAUACAGUAGUGACAAAUACAGUAGUGACAAAUACAGAGGUAACAAAUACAGUAGUGACAAAUACAGAGGUAACAAAUACAGUAGUGACAAAUACAGAGGUAACAAAAACAGUGGUAACAAAUACAGUAGUGACAAAUACAGAGGUAACAAAUACAGUGGUAACAAAUACAGUAGUGACAAAUACAGAGGUAACAAAUACAGUAGUGACAAAUACAGAGGUAACAAAAACAGUGGUAACAAAUACAGUGGUAACAAAUACAGUAGUGACAAAUACAGAGGUAACAAAUACAGUAGUGACAAAUACAGAGGUAACAAAUACAGUAGUGACAAAUACAGAGGUAACAAAUACAGUGGUAACAAAUACAGUGGUUACAAAUACAGUGGUAACAAAUACAGUAGUGACAAAUACAGAGGUAACAAAGGUAACAAAUACAGUGGUAACAAAUACAGUGGUAACAAGUACAGUAGUGACAAAUACAGAGGUAACAAGUACAGUAGUGACAAAUACAGAGGUAACAAAUACAGUGGUGACAAAUACAGAGGUAACAAAUACAGUGGUAACAAAUACAGUGGUUACAAAUACAGUGGUGACAAAUACAGAGGUAACAAAUACAGUGGUAACAAAUACAGUGGUAACAAAUACAGUGGUAACAAAUACAGUGGUAACAAAUACAGUAGUGACAAAUACAGUAGUGACAAAUACAGAGGUAACAAAUACAGUAGUGACAAAUACAGAGGUAACAAAUACAGUAGUGACAAAUACAGAGGUAACAAAUACAGUGGUAACAAAUACAGUGGUAACAAAUACAGUGGUUACAAAUACAGUGGUAACAAAUACAGUGGUAACAAAUACAGUGGUUACAAAUACAGUGGUAACAAAUACAGUGGUUACAAAUACAGUGGUGACAAAUACAGUAGUGACAAAUACAGAGGUAACAAAUACAGUGGUAACAAAUACAGUGGUAACAAAUACAGUGGUAACAAAUACAGUGGUUACAAAUACAACUGUUUCAAAUUCUUGUAG
Molecule: messenger RNA, 1212 nt
Organism: Mya arenaria
Lineage: Eukaryota; Metazoa; Mollusca; Bivalvia; Myida; Myidae
Product: probable serine/threonine-protein kinase clkA
Exons: 2
Coding region: 1-1212 (403 amino acids)
Source: RefSeq, a predicted model, not a curated record